Molecule: messenger RNA, 2988 nt
Organism: Esox lucius (northern pike)
Lineage: Eukaryota; Metazoa; Chordata; Actinopteri; Esociformes; Esocidae
Exons: 5
Coding region: 151-1290 (379 amino acids)
Source: RefSeq, a predicted model, not a curated record
ACCCCCAAUGAUGAACUUGUCAAGAGCCGGCUGCGUUGCGACUACCAGCAGGAAAGAAGCUGUCUGGUGUGUCUCUUGAGUCUUUGGGCAUCUGCUGCCAUCCUCUCCCAUGGGAUCAGAAGGAUCAUACAGAGAUGGCUUUCCCUUGCUAUGACUAUGGUGACCAAUGUUCUCAAUGGGAGGGUGACACCAAAAGCAAUGGGCGAAAGGCUGCAGGCUGUGUCCAACGGUCUAUGGGUCACAAAGGGCUGUGAGUUUACCAUAGUCCCAUCUCAGGUUCCUCUCCCCAGUCCAGUCACUGCCAGUCAGAGGGCAGCAGCUCUCAACUGCCUUAAAGAACUGGUACAAUUGUACCGCUGUUCUAUUGGCCAAGGGACUGCACAUGGUGUGUGUGAAUGGAAGAUCUCCACUACUGUUGAGAUGACUCUAAGAAAUGCAAGCAUGCUGCCCAACAGCAUUUUCCACAACGGUUGGAUGAAAGUAUCCAUCUCAGACCAGCUCCCUCCAUUGACCCCUGGUGAGUCCACCAUGCUGGAACAAACUGUGCCACCGUUGGCAAGUCCUUUCCCUAUAGAAGCUGCCAUGAUGAGUGCAAAACCCUACCGUGCCCAACAGCUCAGAAAGAAAAGCCUGUAUCACAAACAGCGUAACGCCUCCUCCACACUCUGCAUGGUCCCAGAGAUGCUCCUUAUCCACACAAUUGGCAGAUUUAUUUAUAAUAUCUACCCCCUGGAGGACUUCUCCCCAUGGGCCGAGGAGGUUAUUGAAAACCGCGUGGAGGUGACGCGGCAACUUUCCUUCCUGGUCCAGGAGGCCUUGGCCAAAUCUACUAAGACCAAAGCCCUGCAAAGAGCACUGAGGAAGCUCUCAGAGCCGAACCAGAACUAUGGCCCACUGGAGCUCCAGCUGGGAGAUCUGCUAUUCACCAACUUUCUGAAGCAGUUCUCUUCACAGCGCCCCCUGUCACCAGAGGCCUUCCUGGAGAAUCGUCAGCUUUGCUUGGAAGUGUCACUUAUGGUGAGCAGGGUGCUUCUCCAGCACUGGACCCCCAGGAUUUCUUUCUCCCCUGUCUGUGAGGUGCAGGAAAUCAGCCCGAGACUGAAGCGUCGCCAGGGGGGUGUCAUCCAACACUGGUCCUCAACAGACAACCUCCUAAUGCUUGCUGAUGAAAGUGAUGAGGAUCUGCACUCUGUGGAUGACAGAAAACAGGGGAAGAAAGGAGUGAAGAGUUUCUUCCGCAGAGCUUGGAAGUCAUUCAAGCGAUUCACUACCCUUGGCUGCCUGUUGUGAGGUCUUGUCUCUCCCCUGUCUUUCUGUCCAGGUUUUCCAUGUGUCUGCCCUGUCUGUUCACAUUUCUCUCAGUACACUUUGUGUUCAUGUGCGUUCAUGUAUGUUCAUGUGCUCUGUUAAGAGUUUGGUCUUGUCUUCAGUCCUUACUUAUGAUCCAUGUUUCCUGAGUCUGGUCCAUGUUUUCUGUAUGUCUUUGUUGGUUUUCGGCUCUAGCAGUUUUAUUUUUAUGUUUAGUUCCAUUGUCAUUGGUCUUCAUUGUUUUCACCUGCUCCUUGUUAGCCCCACCCUGUAUGUCAGCUCUUGUGUUCAGUCUGUGUGGAAGCAUUGUUUACAUAUACUGGUCACUAUGUCAAUUGGCCUAACCAGUGUUAUAUGGUUUGUUCGGUCCUGCUCUGCGUAUAACCGUAUUUCCUUUAUAAGUUUUGUCUUUCCUUCUUAGUCUGUGUUCCUGCCGUCCUACUAUUUGUCCUGCCUGCUUUUCUUUUUGUCCUGCCCACCUGUGUUUUGUCCACAUCCUGCUUAUUGUCACUUCUACCUGCCUGCCAGAGUUUUGGAUUCUUUCUUGUUUCCUUAGUUUAGUUCGGUAUUUUUGCCUCAGUGUAUUUUUUUGUUUGAUUGUUUGUCUACCUUGUUUGCGUUCCCAUCCGGUGUCCCGGAACCCGAGCCGUUCCCGUCCGGCCUCCCAGAACCCGAGCCCCUCCCGUCCGGCCUCCCAGAACCCGAGCUGUUCCCAUCUGCGGUCCCGGAACCCGAGCCGGACCCUUCCAGCAAAUCUGGUCCUGUCGAGGUCAGGUGGCCAGAGCCCCCUACCACAGUCAGUGCAUCCUAUCUGCUAACCUGCCACCCCUUUACGUGUGCAUACCCUGACAGUCGCGUUGGCUCAGUCUAGGCCAACCUCUCAGCACAGGCCAGCACCGUCCACUCCUCCACAGAGACCUGCACCGCCCAUGUCCCAGCAGAGGCCAGCACCGUCCACUCCUCCACAGAGACCUGCACCGCCCAUGUCCCAGCAGAGGCCAGCACUGUCCACUCCUCCACAGAGACCUGCACCGCCCAUGUGUCAUCAGAGGCCAGCACCGUCCACUCCUCCACCAGGAGACCUGCACCACCCAUGUCUCAGCAGAGGUCAGCACCAUCGAAACCACCACGAAACCCAAUGCCUCCACCGAUGUCUGUACAGUUGGCGUUCCCACCUAGGACCCUGUCAACUCCGCCCAGUCUCCAGCUUGCUGCACCUUGCCCAAGCUCCCUUUGUCUCUGCAUCUGUGUCUUCCCCAAUUUCCUUUUUCUUGUCCUCUUCAGUCAUUCUCCUUGUCUGUUCCAGGCCCCUUCUGCUUGUUGUUCCCUCCGGGGAUUUUUGGUCUUGUCCAAUGUGAUUGAUGUGGUCUUCUGGUCCCUCUUGUCUCCCCUUCUAUUCCCAUUUAGAAGGGUGUACUGUGAGGUCUUGUCUCUCUUGUCCUGCCUGCUUGUUUUUUUUUGUCCUCCCCACCUGCGUUUUGGCCUCAUCCUGCCUAUUGGCGCUUCUGCCAGCCUACCAUUGUUUCGGGUUCUUUUCUGUUUUUGCCUCAGUGUGUUUUGGCCGUUUGUUUGCCAACCUUUUGUUUGAUUGUUUGUCUACCUUGUUUGUGGGCUGCCUGCCUGUUUGCAAAAUAAAAGAAAGUGAAAAUGAAGCGAAAUAAUAAAAAUACAAAAACUGGA